Molecule: messenger RNA, 2401 nt
Organism: Cyprinodon variegatus (sheepshead minnow)
Lineage: Eukaryota; Metazoa; Chordata; Actinopteri; Cyprinodontiformes; Cyprinodontidae
Product: BTB/POZ domain-containing protein 10-like
Exons: 8
Coding region: 184-1902 (572 amino acids)
Biological process (GO): positive regulation of phosphorylation
Cellular component (GO): cytoplasm
Molecular function (GO): protein binding
Source: RefSeq, a predicted model, not a curated record
GAUUCACUCGAGCACGCGGCCAUUCACAGUUUCUGGUCCCUCCGGUGACUGAAUGACCAGCCAGAGCUGAACUCAUUCUCCCUUUUAGAGCCGCGUUGAGCUUUUAUUUCCCUUUCAUUGAGCCGGUGUAGAGUUAAAGCCCGGCCCGUCGGCUCCAAACGAUGCUGCUGAAGUUGGAAAGUAAUGAGCGAGGAUGCUGAAACUGCUGGCAAGCCCGCUUUGUUCGGAGGAGCGCAAGGCUUCUGUGCCGCUGUCAUUCCGCAGCUGGUUCCCUGCUGCUUUGUCUUCUCCUGGCCCGGUGAAAUUGACCGUGAGCAGCGUGGUGUGUCCGGGUCGGACUACCCCCGCCGGUUGCAGUGCCAUCCUGUCAGAACCAUGAGUCUGUGUGGGGCCGGGGCCGGGGCUAACGGUGGGGCCAAUGGUGGGGCCAAUGGUGGGAGCAGAGAAAGAGGAGGAGGAGGAGAGCAUUUUAGGGAACAGCGUCGCCGCUCCAGCGAUCGCUCUCGGGACUCAUCGCAUGAGAGAGGGGAGAGCCAGCUCACGCCAUGCAUCAGGAACAUCACCUCUCCGACGCGACAGCACGAUCGCGAGCGCAGUGAAGGAGGCUCCUCCUCCAGAUCGUCCAGCCCACGUCCUCCGAGAGUUUCUCAUUCGUAUUCACAUAUAGGUCUGAUUGGUGGGCAGAUACCGCGACCGCUGGGGCCCCCCGGGGUAAACCACCACUCCAAAAUCUUAGGCCAAGGGCCCUGCGACAUGAUCUAUGUGUACGACAUUGGUAGCAAAGAGCACCGCAGUGGUCUGCGACCAGGAGAGAGAGUCACGCUCAUCGUGGACAACACCAGAUUCGUGGUGGAUCCUGCCAUCUUUACAGCUCAACCCAACACCAUGCUGGGCAGGAUGUUUGGUUCCUGUCGGGAAAACAAUUUCACUCGGCCCAACGAGAAAGGAGAGUUUGAGGUGGCCGAUGGCAUCAGCUCCACGGUGUUCCGAGCCAUCCUGGAUUACUACAAGUCGGGGAUAAUCCGCUGCCCUGACGGCGUUUCCAUUCCCGAGCUGAGAGAGGCAUGUGACUACCUCUGCAUCUCCUUCAACUACAGCACCAUCAAGUGCAGAGAUCUCAGCGCCCUGAUGCACGAGCUGUCCAACGACGGAGCACGGCGUCAGUUCGAGUGUUACCUGGAGGAGAUGGUGCUGCCGCUGAUGGUCGCCAGCGCCCAGAGCGGCGAGAGGGAAUGCCACGUGGUGGUUCUGACCGACGACGACGUGGUGGACUGGGACGAGGAGUACCCGCCACAGAUGGGAGAGGAGUACUCACAAAUCAUCUACAGCACCAAGCUCUAUCGCUUCUUCAAAUACAUCGAGAACAGAGACGUCGCUAAAUCAGUGCUGAAGGACAGAGGACUGAAAAAGAUCCGUCUGGGAAUAGAAGGUUACCCGACAUAUAAGGAGAAGGUGAAGCGACGUCCAGGAGGUCGCCCAGAGGUCAUCUACAACUACGUCCAACGCCCCUUCAUCCGCAUGUCCUGGGAGAAGGAGGAAGGAAAGAGCCGCCAUGUGGACUUCCAGUGCGUCAAGUCCAAGUCCACCACCAACCUGGCCGCAGCUGCAGCCGAUAUCCCCCAGGACCAGCUGGUGGUCAUGCACCCUCCAAAUCCACAGGUGGAUGAGCUGGACACCCUCCCCCCUCUGCCAGGUGCUAACGAACUCCACCAGCCGAUAAUCGGGCCGGCGCCAGAUAACCACCCAGGAGCUCAGCCUUCGCAGCCCUACGACGGCCCAAACCAGCAGGAGAACCAGAACCAGGGUCCUCGCAGCCACCAGCAGCCACACGGCAGCAGCAGCCACUGUCAGACGACGUACCACUACGAUCCGGACCCCGACACCCCGUCCCCCUCAGCAUGACUCAGCGCCUACGUCACAGAGAGAAAAGAAAGCAAAACCAGACUAUCCUGACUGCCAAGCACACAGUCUGACUUUUCAAAAUAAAAGCACCUCUGUACAAUGUGAACGCUCCCAUUCCUCUUCUUCCUCCUGAGGCAAACCACCAGUCUGCCUUCUGCUGCGACACAUCACAACCGAAGAAGAGCUUCGAAGCACAUCAGCAGCCGUUGGUUUUAUUUAUCCGACCAAAUCAGCCGCAGAGUUAAGAGCGCAGAUUACGGUUUGACAUUUCAUUGGAGCGAGUGUGACUCGGACUGAUUGGUCGAUUUGUUUUCAGUGCCUCGUUAUAGUUGGAUAUUAGCUGUGAAGAUAAUUCCCCCCCGAUAUAUUUAAAAGCCUUUAUAAAAAACCAGUUUUACACAGAGAAUUCACCCCGUUUACUGAUUUAUCGUCACUGAUGUGAGCACACAAGAUGUCAGAAAAGAUGAACUGUUUUUUUAAAUAAACUCUAUUCACAAGU